AUGUUCUUCAAAUCGCCGAUUGAUAUAGAGAUAUUGUUCGAUGGACAGGAGUCACGCAAGCAGGUUGAGAUACCAUCUGUGUCGUCUACAUCGAAAACGCUAAAAGACAGAUACCCGCUGUACGAGGAUGGUGAAAGCGUAAGUGGGCUUGUGACUCUGCGAGUACGGGAGGGGCGUAAAGUAGAGCACUUGGGGAUCAGAGUGAGCCUUGUGGGGUCGGUAGAUACCACGAAGUCGAGUUCCGAGGCGAAGAAGCGAGCGAUCGACACGUUUCUCUCUUUGAGCGCGGACAUCUGUCCUCCUGGGGAGCUGGUUCAUUCCCAGAGCUUCCCAUUCAACUUCAAGGAUGUGGAGAAACGGUACGAGAGCUACCGCGGGAAGAACAUCGACGUGAUGUUCUACGUGAAGGUGGUUGUGCUCCGCAAAUCCACGGAUAUCGUGAAGCUCAAGAAGUUUUGGUGCUAUCUGUACAACACUAUCCCGCCGGUCCUCGCUGCAGGUGCCGCAGACGAGAACAAGCCUGUCAAGCUCGACAUCGGGAUAGAAAACUGUCUGCAUAUUGAGUUUGAGUAUUCCAAGUCACAGUAUGCGCUCAAGGACGUGAUAGUGGGCCGGAUAUACUUCUUGCUGACACGCCUAAAAGUGAAACACAUGGAGAUCAGUCUUAUUAAGCGCGAGACGUGCGGCCACGAGCCAAACCAGCUGAGCGAUACAACCUCCAUUCGGUACGAGAUUAUGGACGGGUCCCCGGUAAAAGGCGAAACCAUCCCCAUACGGCUGUUUUUGGGCGGUUACGACCUGACUCCCAACAUCACCUCGAACUACUUCAGCGUGAAGAACUAUCUGAGUCUGGUAAUAAUAGACGAGGACGGCAGGAGAUACUUCAAGCAGACUGAAAUCAUCCUCUAUCGGACGCUGAGCUGA
Eremothecium gossypii ATCC 10895 is the source of this 924-nucleotide messenger RNA. RefSeq names its product retromer subunit PEP8 (gene PEP8). NCBI's taxonomy places the organism in Eukaryota, Fungi, Ascomycota, Saccharomycetes, Saccharomycetales, Saccharomycetaceae. Gene Ontology annotation, cellular component: retromer complex; endosome. The record is from RefSeq and is marked provisional. Gene Ontology annotation, biological process: intracellular protein transport; retrograde transport, endosome to Golgi. The transcript has a single exon. The coding region runs from base 1 to 924 and encodes 307 amino acids.